Leptopilina boulardi is the source of this 1141-nucleotide messenger RNA. RefSeq lists its product as uncharacterized. The coding region runs from base 192 to 1070 and encodes 292 amino acids. The record is from RefSeq and is a predicted model, not a curated record. The transcript has 3 exons. Lineage: Eukaryota; Metazoa; Arthropoda; Insecta; Hymenoptera; Figitidae.
CAUGAAGGGUAGUGGGACGCUACUUUUGUGAGAGAUGAGAGAAAGAGGGAGCAAGUGAAGAUGGUCGAAAACGGAUAUCGCGUCUCAUACGCGGGAGUCGCUCUGGUACUUUUGAAGGCAUCGCAUCUUUGAGGAAUUCUUGGGACAAUUAUUUAAUCUUAGAAAUAGCUGUGAACCAAUAUUCCUGAAAGAUGUCAAGGCACAUUCUUAGCAGGCCACGUACGCGUGUCUAUGGAUGCAAUUACGACAAGGGUGAAUCCUAUUAUAAGCCAAUGGUGGACCAUCUCGACCGGAAGUACAGUGGUCGUCCUCUAUUCUCCGAACCAAGAAAUUCAUUAGCCGAUGAAAUUGCGGCUCGCCGAAGUGACAUCGGGACCCGCGACCUUGCAGGGAGUCGGCAGUCGACCUCUGGUCGUGAAUUCGAACCCGAAUUCGAGCCCAGAUCCCGCACCAUACCAACAAUCAGCAACGAUCCUUUCUUUGACGAUGGAGAUGAAACUGUGUUCGACAUUCGAGGUCAACGAACAUCACGCACACGUCGACUUCCAUUGAGUGAAGAUUUUGCCAACGAGGUGGCAUCAACAACUCGAAAAUUAAAAUCACGCGUUGCUGCCUUCAAUCUCGAUGCAACUGAAGCUUUGGACGCUGAAAUUGGCCUCAAAUCACGAUCAGAGAAACUCUUCCACGAUACGGCAAAGUCAGCAAAAUCAGCAUUGGAAGAUGCUGAAAGUGCAUUUAGAAGACGUCCAAAAUUUCGAACUGACGAACCCGAUAUUCCCGAGGAGAGGCCAACGAGAUGGUCAAAACUUUUGGAUUCGUCGGAAAAUCUCGAGGAUUUUACAAGUGCUGCCGCCGGUAGAGCUAAAUUAACUAAGGCUAGACUUAAUGAUCUUGAAACUGAAAUGGAGGAAAUGGCCGAGAGACAAGCCAAAAGGGAACGAAGAGCCGCUGCUCUUAGGGCUCUUGUUAAUGAAAAUUCAAUGGCUGAUGAUAGCUUAUUAGCCUCGAGUAAUAUCAGUAGCAAAACUUCCAUGCGCUCCGAACGGGCCGAGAAACAUGUUAGCUUCUAAAUAUAUUAAGAAUUACAUCUCCAAUUUGGGGAUUUAUUGUAUAAUAAUUUAUUAAAAUGAUAAAUUGCUAA